AUGAGCUUAGAGGAUAUCCAGAGCGAGCUCAGGAAAGCGACAUACUACAAAGAUACAGCAGAGGCAUUCAUCCCGUAUGAAAGCAUCCGAGAGAUAUGGGCCGGGGAUCGGCUGGAACGGUUUCUGAAGACCCAUGACCCAAGUAUUGGUUCCUUGGAGAUCGGUGUAGCACGAGACGGCUUGUUACGUACGAUAUCUAUCCUCGCGAGUAUCGCUCCUCGAGACUGGCCAGGAUGGUCGAGGUUCAAAGACAUUUUCUUUCCGCGGGAUGAUCUUGUGGCCGAUCGUCGCCGGGACAAAAAUACUCUCGUGCUCUCCAAGAAGGAACUUGAGGAUGACUCAUUUCUUGGGAACACCCUGCUAGUGCGCGCUUUUAUGGAUGAUAGGUGGAUUUACUUUCCAAUUGUUUUAGGGGGGAACAAGCAAGACCCUUAUAAAGAGGACCUACGGUUACCACUAUUUCAAGAGGACCCUGUGAUUCGACAGGGUGGCUUCGGGAAAGUGACCAAGGAGAUAAUACCUCCGAAUCAAAUCAUCAUAGGCCAUUUAAGCGACCAGCUCGGUAUACCAGAGGCGCCUCAUCCAGUCAAACUCAUAGUUGCCCGAAAGCGCUUCGCCAAGGGAAAUUAUGACGUUGAAAUCAGACAUCUGAACCAUCUCCGAACAAGCCUAUCCAGUCAUAAGCGAAUCAUUUCUGAUCUGGCAAUAUUUACCAUUAGAAAUGAGUUGAACAUCAUCAUGCCGUGGGCGGACAUGGACUUGGAAGAUUUCUUGAUUGGAGGUUACAGAGAGAUGCAACCCACCCCAUGUUUGAAUGAUCUAAUCCAGGAAUCCAGAAAGGUUGCAUCUGCCAUUGAUUUCCUGCACAUGCAUCUCCAACUCGAGAGCGAAUGGCCCGAAUUUCACCACCAAGCAAUAUGCCACGCGGAUAUCAAGCCCAAGAAUAUUUUGGUAUUCAAAUGCGAUGGCUCUUCUACGGGAGUUUGGCGAAUUACCGAUUUUGGUAUCUCCCGAAUAGCACAUCGUGGCAUAUCGGGAAAUUUAGAUUAUGCCACUAGUGCCCAGGGCCAUGCUCCAAGAGGGGGCACAUACCGGGCACCAGAGGCCCGGUCUCAACGAAGGAGCGAUGUCUGGUCGUUUGGAUGCAUACUAGUGCGCGUCUUUGCCUUGGGACUUGAUCCUGCGAGUCUGCCAGAACUCGACGAAAUGCGAAGAGAACCGCCCAACGCUCACGACGAUUGUUUCCAUCGAGGAUCUCCUCCCACUCUCAAUCCAGCCGUCGAAGCUUGGAUUCAAAAACUGCCAACCAGAUACCCCGUUCCUCAUAGCCCCGUUUUCUUUGACAACUUGCAGAAGCUCCUUCGCUCAAUGCUUGAGAUAGAUUACCACCGUCGCUCAUCGGCAAGUGAAGUUCAAAGCGGUUUACAUAGACUUCAUUCCUCUGCCAUAUCAAACUUUACUCCGCGAAGCUCAGUAAGCGGAUCGUCAAACAAAGGAGUGGGUGUUCUUGUCACUGUCAUGAAGACUGGUGGCAUCAACCAGGUCCGUGAAAUUUUGCUAGACGAUAUUGAUGUGGAGCAAUGUCAUGAGGGCGAACGACCUUUAAUCUAUGCUAUUGAAAUGGCCAAUGCCUCUAUGAUCAACGAGCUUUCUGAUUAUCAGCGAAAGUUCCACGAUCAAAAUUUGGACGUGCGAACCCCCUCGUCCAAAAGGCAAACGCCACUCUAUCUUGCGGUUUGCAAGGGUGAUUUUGACACCGUGAAAGCUGUGAUUGAUGCCUAUGUUCAUUCUGAUUCCCACGCCAAUGCCAGUACUUUGUUGAACGAAAUGUGCGAGGAUAAGACUCCGCUCAUGCAAGCAGCCUUCCUUGGUAACGCCCGUGUGGUCUCAUUGCUUUUACAAUGCGGUGCAAAUCACAGAAUCUGCGUGCAGCGACAAAAGCUAAACUGCCUACAUUAUGCGGUGAAAAUAAACAAUCGCGCGCAAGAAGACGUUAUAAGGGCAUUUAAGGGCAAUAUGGUUUUUGAUCAGCUCCCACCCCAUAAUCGUCUUGAUAGUUCAGACAAUAUACCAAGCACGACAGCAUAUGAGACACCGAUGAUGUUGCACAUCAGUCUCGCGCUGGAAGGUGUGAAGAUAGACUCUUUGUGGCGAAGGAAGUUCAACGCACUCUUGGAAGGAGGAGCGGAUGUGACUAGGAGGUACGACGGAACCGUUUCGGAGAUGAGCCCUUUGGAAGUUGCUAUAAAGGAAAGGAACGACUUGCUUGCGCAAGUGCUUGUUGAUGCGGGUGCAACCCUACCAAAGGGCUAUGUUAUACCGCCAGGAUGCUCCCAUAAGAUGAAAAAGCUUGUCAAGAACGCGCGCGGUGAGCACGUCCAACGGCGUGCCUUUACUUUUUACGGGUGA
This is a messenger RNA of Penicillium robsamsonii, 2409 nucleotides long. RefSeq lists its product as uncharacterized. The record is from RefSeq and is a predicted model, not a curated record. Bases 1 to 2409 code for a protein of 802 amino acids. Lineage: Eukaryota; Fungi; Ascomycota; Eurotiomycetes; Eurotiales; Aspergillaceae. Gene Ontology annotation, molecular function: protein serine/threonine kinase activity; protein binding; ATP binding. The transcript has 2 exons. Gene Ontology annotation, biological process: peptidyl-threonine phosphorylation; peptidyl-serine phosphorylation.